Molecule: messenger RNA, 2906 nt
Organism: Sphaerulina musiva SO2202
Lineage: Eukaryota; Fungi; Ascomycota; Dothideomycetes; Mycosphaerellales; Mycosphaerellaceae
Exons: 3
Coding region: 160-1095 (311 amino acids)
Cellular component (GO): mitochondrion
Molecular function (GO): acetylpyruvate hydrolase activity
Source: RefSeq, a predicted model, not a curated record
GGUCAAGUCUCUAGAAUUCACCAAACACAAAAUUCGUUGCGGCCUUGUCCAUCCUGCCAUUGAAGACUGCAGAGAGCUCCAGCAACCUCUCAGCCUCUCGUCUCGAUCCAGCGCAACGACAUCGCCCAUCAGCGCAGCAGCCAGAACAGCAGCGAUAUCAUGUCCGUGCCAUUCGUACGACGAGUCGCAAGUAGAGAACUGCCGAAGUGGACUUCAGCUCCAACUGCUGCCCGACCGGCAUACUGCACAGCGAGCUUCCUUGCUGCAAGAAGCUUGCGGAGUACAAGCGGUCCAGAUAUCUGCAAGGCUGCGCGAAGUACCAUGCGAGGCAUCGAUUCUUCCAUACCUGUUGCGCAGAGGAGGGCAUUAUCAGCAUCGGCGGCCAACAUGACCAGCUUGAAGGAGAUCAAGCAGAAUUGUCGAAAGGUCGUCUGCAUAGGGCGCAACUACGCAGACCACGUCACGGAGCUGAACAACCAACGACCGAAACAACCCUUCUUCUUCCUCAAGCCUUCUUCAUCGAUCCUCCUGCCUGACGAAGGCCCCAUACUCCGACCCAAAGGCGUGACACUUCACUUCGAAAUCGAGCUGGGAAUUGUGAUUGGCAAAACAGUCAAAGACCUAGAGGAGAAUGACGAAGCUGGCUGGAAAGAUGCGAUUGGAGGCUACAUCACAGGCAUAGACAUGACAGGUCGUAAUGUGCAAGAGGAAGCGAAAAAGCGAGGUCUUCCCUGGUCCAUCGCGAAAGGGUUUGACACUUUCUUGCCCAUCGCCGGACCAGUGGCCAAGGAGGAUAUCGUGGAUCCGCAUAAUGUGGAGCUGUAUCUCAAGGUCAAUGGAGAGAUGAAGCAGAAUGACAACACGGAGCUCAUGCUGUUCAGGAUCGGCCGGCAGCUUGCAGACAUUAGCAAGGUGAUGACGCUCGAGAAGGGUGAUAUUGUGCUCACUGGCACGCCCAAGGGCGUCGGGCCAGUGGUGACGGGCGAUGUCAUGGAAGCCGGAUUGAUCAUUGACGGCAAGGAGGUUGAGCAGGCGAAGAUUCGAGUCGAAGUCAGAGACCGCGAUUCGCCUUACGAGUUCACGCCUACGUACUGAGCGCAGAUAUCUUCUACUACUAAUAUGAAGCUCGUACCUGUGGCAUCAGUGCAUCUCUGUGCAGCAAUGCCGAGAAAAUGUUCUGCGAGCUAUAAUGACUCGGGACGUGAAGUCCCAUCCAUGUUCGAUAGUCCUCUCUGCGAACUGCAUCCCAGCUCCAAGCCUAUGUUUAGAACUGCACCGAUGUCUGACUUCAGGUUCUAAGGUACAUUCAUGUAGUCAUCAUGCCUUAAGUCCGCCACGCCACGGCCAAGGUUUCUGUGGAAAGGAGCUCCAUCACCAGCCCAUAGCAUAUCCCUCUCAAGGAAUCUCCUCGUCGUCGUCGUCGCCGCCUCCAAAGCCAAAGGAGAAACCCACACCUGCUUCGUCAUCCUCGUUUGCGAGUUUGGUAAUUUCUUCCCAACCCUUGCCAAUCUUGCUCAGUCUCUCCAUCUCUUUCAAGCCUUCUGCCAGUAAUUCAGGAUCAUGCUCUCGUAGCCUUUCCACGAACAAUCCAUAAGGAUCGUCGAUAUCGUCGCUAAAACCGCUGAUAUUGCACUUGGGACCGUUCAAGAAGUGAAGAACAGCACCGAGUCGACUUCUGGGAACGAGGUUCUGUGUGAUGGCGAUACUGGGCUCUAGGUUCAACACGAGAUGAUACCAGCCGGAUGGCACGUACAGUACCUCACCCUCGCCGCAGAUGCCUUCCUUGCAUCCGGGGGUAUUUCGUGCUUCAGCGUGGAACCCUAGUAACCACUCGGCAAUGCUGAGCGGAGAUGUGACUUCGCUUUGGUCUUCACUGACAAAGACGCCAGGAGGAGGUGGGAGGGACUGCGACGAGGGGAACAUGAUCCAGUACUUCGAGCCCUUCAAUACAGCGUUCCAGGCAGAUGUAGCAUUUGGAUCUUUAUGGAACGUGCUCCCGCUGCGGUCGGGUCCCACUAUGAGCCAGCGGUGAUCAGGCCGCUGCUUGCCAAGCAGAUGGAAUAGAUCAGGUCCGAAACAGGUAGGCUCCCAGUAGUCUGCGGUCGCAGUAGGCUCGCUCGAAACUUCGAGAUUCAUCUUCUGCGCGAAAGCACGGUCGAAGAGGUAUAGAGGUGACUCAUCUCGACUGUUGUUCAUGUAGCCGACGUACGUCUUCAGCGGCCAGUCUACCGCUUCGGCGCGGAAAGGCAAAUCGGCAUAUUGUUCGACAAGCCGUUCCGUUGACCAUGAUUUGUAUACAGGCCACUGUCUGACCGGUUCUGUCAGUAUGAAUGGUUGGCCAUACCAAUUCUUGGCAAACUCUUCAUGCGACAGGUCCUUCAGUCUGGUGAUCUGGUUCUGCUUUGGUAUAUUCUCGGCAUAUGGAUGUAAUGGAACAUUGGCACAAAAGAAAGGCCGAUGCAGGACAUCAGAGAAGAGAUUUGUGCAGUCUACUUGUGGCUCUCUGCUCACAUCUUGUGACAAAUACGUGGAACGCCAAGUGCCUUGCCACUCGAACUGCUUAGGAGAUGACUCAACGAAUAGUGUACGCCACAAUUCUUCGUUCCUGGUGAACGCAUGCAAAGCGCGACAUGUGCCGCCCAGCUUGAGAAGAUCUCGAGGCCUCAGAGUCUCGAGAAGAGAAGCAAGUAGCUCGUCUGGUAGCAGAGCGAAGUUUCCAGCAGCGUAUUUCAGGUUGACGUUGGAAGUGAGAGCAUUGCCGCUGGGACGUACACCAAGGGGAUGGCGUCGAACAAAUGCUGCGCCCUCUUCUCGAACAUCCUGCUGCUUCUGUUUCUUGACCGGUCUCGUCUCUGAUGACUCCCACGCUGGGUUUCCAUAACCAUUGCCAUGGCUGUCGCUUUUGC